This is a messenger RNA of Prorocentrum cordatum, 273 nucleotides long. Lineage: Eukaryota; Dinophyceae; Prorocentrales; Prorocentraceae. The record is from the annotation of a GenBank genome assembly.
GCAGCCGACAACCUGAGGAAGACGGCGCGGGUGGCGAAGGGCCUGAGCGUGCCAGGCUGGCUGAACGACCUGGCCCACGGCCACAUCAUCGGCAUCAGCCAGUUCGACCCGUCGCUCCCACCCCUGCCGCCAGGAACUGUCGUGAAGCGCCAGCCCGACACCUUCGGCUCGUCGGUGGAGGCGCGCAUUCGCUGCGUGGCCCGCCACAACCUGAACUCGGACUUGCAGGAGGCCGGAAGAGCUGCGCUGAAGCAGAAGACGGAGCUGGUGGUC